Molecule: messenger RNA, 939 nt
Organism: Protopolystoma xenopodis
Lineage: Eukaryota; Metazoa; Platyhelminthes; Monogenea; Polystomatidea; Polystomatidae
Source: the annotation of a GenBank genome assembly
AUGACUUCUAUGGAAAGUUGUGAAAAUCUUACUUCAAGAUCGUUAAAGUCUUUCACAUUCUGCCCCGUCCCUGAUUAUCCUAUAAAAGGCGAGCAAGGUGUUUCCGAUGGUUCUUUGACUCAGCUAAGACAAGUGAGUUAUGAAAGUAGAGUCUCACUUGAUCGCGUUGUCAAUAUUCGAGCCAAUCCACUAGCUUCGUUUUUAAACAAAGAAGACUUUUUUUCAAUUCAUUCAAUUAAAGAACGAAGCCAUUCACCAAAUUCUUUGGGCAUGGAAGGUCCCCACGGCGAUUUAGACUCUGAUCUCGAUAACAGGACUAAGAUGUGUUAUCUUCUUAAGAAGUCUCCCACUUCGGUGUUUCUUGGAGAGCAAUCAUAUUCGGCAAAUCCUCCCGUAGCUCCCAAUGCUAUCUCAAAACUUUCGCUGAGCGACGCCCAGAGUGAGUCUUGCACUUUUAGCCCUGAGCUGCUUCCUAUUCAUAAAGCUCCCAUGAGUAGCUGCUCAAAUCCUGUUCCAAUAUCAUCAAUUGAUGUUACUCUCCCUGCUACUUCUGCAGCAGAUUUUGACUCUCUCAAAGAAGACCAUAAAAGGAGCAUUGAUGAAACAAACUCCAGAUCUAACUCUAAUGGCUCUCCUUUGAGCCCUUUCCUUGUUUCUGGAAAAAGUGUCAAUUUUACUAAUGCUCAUGCUAGCAUACAUUCGGUUGCUUCCAGUCUAAACACAGAGUCAUCCCAUUCAUUGCGACAAAAUUACACAGAAAUGAAUUCGUCUACGGAGAGCGACGAAUUUGAACGUUUUUUGAGUUCACAGAAGAAAAAAAAUGUCUCUCGUCUCUCUCUCUCUUUAUCUUCAUCCUUUAUUGUGUCUACUAACUCUUCUUCAAGCAAUGAAUUAUCGAGUAGUUUUCCCAUCUACAAUCGUGUUGAUAAUAAAAGGUAA